Messenger RNA from Didymodactylos carnosus, 4362 nucleotides. The record is from the annotation of a GenBank genome assembly. NCBI's taxonomy places the organism in Eukaryota, Metazoa, Rotifera, Eurotatoria, Philodinida, Philodinidae.
AUGAAUUUUCUCAGUGACGAAACAAAACUAAAAAAAGUAAUAUGUCAUGUUAAAACUGACAGUUUGACAGUUGGUAGCGCAGGUGGCAAAAUGUUGACAAAUAAUGGUAAUAUAAUGAUUAAUUCUUCGUAUGAUAAUAUAUCAUCGGCAAAUUAUGAUAAAAAUCCAAUUUUUGAAGAAUUACAAGGUCUAACAAAAGAUCUUCGUCAAUUUUUGGAUGCUCGAUUUCAAAAAGGCUCGAUUGAUCAUGAUUUACAACAAACAAUUCGUGAUAAUUUAUAUAUGAGAACAGUUCCUUGUACAACACGUCCUCCUCGUCCUGGUGAAACAAAUGGUCAGGAUUACACAUUUUUAAGUGUUAAAGAAUUUAAAGCAUUAGAAAAAAGUGGCAAUCUACUUGAAAACGGUGUUUAUAAAGGACAUUACUACGGAACACCGAGACCGCCAAAAGAGUCGGGUACAAAUUUAUUAAAACGAAGUAAUUCUGUGAAUGAAAUGUUUUCAAAUCAACAACAACAACAACAACAGCAACAGCACCAACAAACUCAUCGAAAUGUCAAGGAAAAUGGAAAUGGAGAACCAGAUUAUCUUCAUUCUUAUCCGUUGAAUAUUAAUAAUGAUCCAGAAUUUUUCAAUGGACACGAAUUAGAAACUCACAUGUAUAAUUCUAGUGGCGAAAGUCCACAAGCGUCAUCGACUUCUUCAUUCUCAAAUAAUGUUCAACAUCCAUCACUGCCAUUUUUACCGAAUAAUCACCACAACAAUCAUCAUCCAUCAUAUUCGAACAACGAAAAUGGACAAUCAAAUCAUCAUUCAUCACAUCAACAGCGUCAUCCUCGUCAUAAUUCAACUGCAAUUGAUUUGAAUCGUUCUCAAUCUCCAGCACAUCUUUCUGGUGAAUUAAUUUCGUGUACACUACACAAAGGCCAAGGAGGUUUCGGAUUUACCAUUAUUGGUGGUAAUGAAAAAGGUGAACAUUAUUUACAAAUAAAACAAAUUUUACCAGAUUCACCUGCUUAUCGUGAUGGUCAAUUAGCUCAAGGUGAUAUUCUUGUCUAUGUAAAUAAUCAAAAUGUACUUGGAUAUUCACAUACCGAUGUUGUUAAAAUAUUUCAAUCAUUAUCGAUUGGUGAUGCUAUACGACUGACCGUAUGUCGAGGAUAUCCGUUAGCCGUUGAUUUUGAUGAUCCAACAGUUGAUGUUAUUUCAUUAAAUGGUGUAAAUGGAAAUGGAAAUGGAUUAAUAAAAAGUCCAUUAACGAUACCUCCCACAACCGAAUUAUUGAAUGGAGGUUAUACAGAAUAUUAUGGACAACGUGAAAGAGAACAAGAUCAACAAUUAUAUCAAUUAUCAAUACGAAAAGGUGAAAAAGGAUUUGGUUUCACGGUGGCUGAUAGUCUCAAUGGACAACGUGUUAAAACAAUUGUUGAUAAACAACGUUGUCAUGGUUUGUGUGAAGGAGAUUUAUUAUUAUCUAUUAAUGGAAUCGAUUUAACGGGCAAGAAACAUUUGGAAAUUGUUGACAUAUUAAUUCGGUGUACAGAUGAAAAUGAUACAAUUUUUAUAGUUAAAAGAGGACAAGGAGACACCAAUACGAUUAAUGAAACAACGAAUCCGGUUGUGAACAAUACAUCGAAUACAAACACAAAUAAUAAUAAUAAUAAUAAUAAUAAUAACAACAACAAUAAUAAUAACAAUAAUAAUCACAAUAACAAAAAUCUGAUAGUAGAAAAGAAUAAUCAUUUCAAUAAUUUAAAUCAGGAAGAUCAAUCGACAGUACCAAUUCCGAUUAUACAUGAUUUUAAUGAAAAACCGCGAAGUAAAACUCCAACGCCAUAUAGUAACGCUCCAUUAGCUGAUCCAUUACCAUUACGUUCAAGAACUCCAUUACCAAAUAGUUCAAAUCGAAAUAUUGGCAGUUCUACUCGUACUCAAUCAUCGACAAAUCCAUAUGAUAAUAAUCUAAGUUUUUUAAAACACACCGGUCGUAAUCAAAAUCAUAAUGAUAAUCAUAAUACUCAGUCUUCUAUUGAAGAUACGUUCGCUAUAGCUGAAACAUUUCAUUCAAAACCGUCCAUAACACCAAUGUAUAAUAACGAAGAAUAUCAUCCUCAUACAAUUGAUCAAAAUGGACAUACAUUUGAUCGACAUACAUUAUGGACGAGAAGUGCACGGGAUAUAAGACCGAAUGAUAAUAAUGUGCUAAAUAAUAUAUCAUCUCUGUCUACAACAAAACUAGCAUCAAAUGGUGGUGGUAGUGUACGAAGUAAAACUCCUGGACCAGAAUUUAAUUCAUCUAUACCAUAUCGAAAUAAUAUAAACGGUCAUUUAAAACAAAGAAGUAAAACACCGACAACAGCCGAUUUUUCCUCAUAUAAUAAUACAUUACCCAUGCAAAGAGAACAACAACAAUAUGAACAAAGGAUACAUAACAGUCGAUCAUUACAAUCAGUAAAUUCACAUCAAUAUUAUGAUUUAGUUGUUAAUUUAACAUUACUGAGACCAGAAGAUGGAUUUGGUUUUCGUAUUAUUGGUGGAGAAGAAGAUAGAUCUCAAGUGGCUGUUGGACUUAUUGUACCGAAUUCUCCCGCAUAUAUCGACGGUCGUUUAAAACCGGGUGAUGAAAUAAUUAAAAUUGAUGGACACUCUUGUAUACGAUCAUCACAUGAAAAAGUGGUUGAGUUAAUGCAACAGGCAAAACAAAAUCAACGAGUUAGUCUUUUAGUUAGACGAUAUCAAGAACAUCAACAACCAAUUGUAAAUGGAAAUGGAACGAAUUUUAUAUCAGCUCGUCCACUAGAAAAUGAUCAUCAUCCACUGUAUCCUUCGAAUACUGUAAAACGUAAUGUUCUUACAUCUCUACCAUCAAUGAAUAAUGAUAAUAACAAUAAUGGGGGAGUGCGUUUUAUCACUCUGUAUAAAACAAAUGAUACUCAAAGUUUUGGAUUUGUUAUUAUAUCAUCUCAAAAUAAAGCAGGUGCUACUGUUGACCCAUUAUUUCGAGAUCAUUCUAUGUGUGAUGAACAAAAAGUUUGGAUAGGAAAAAUUAUUCCAAACAGUCCAGCUGAUUAUUCUCGACAAUUAUUCGUAAAUGAUCGUAUUUUGGCAGUUAAUAACGUUGAUAUUACACACAUGUUACAUACAGAUGUUGUGAAUUUAAUUAAAGAAUCUGGCCGAUCAAUAACAUUAAAAAUUGCACCAUAUCAUGAUGAUCGAUCCUUUGAUGUUGAUGGUAUGCGAUCCACUUUACCUACUGAGAAUCGUUUACAAAAACCCUAUUUAUCUCAAUCAAACUCUUCAAAUGGUGUUAGUAAUGGUCAUCAUCAACAAUCUUCAAUUCGACCAUCUUCCUCAUCACCGAUGGUUAUUGCACCAAAUAGUGGAAUUAAUCAGCUACAAUAUCAAGUUCAACAACAGUAUCAAACAUCAAUUAAUAAUAAUAAUAAUAAUAAUCACUUGAGAAAUGCAUUUUCACAUAAUCCAUUAAAUAUUUUAGAAAGAAAUCCAAAUCGACCUGUUUCAAGAGCCAAUGGUAUUUCAAAAUCUACAUCAUCUGAUGAUUAUUUUACCAUCGAUCUUCAACGUCCUCAUCCAUCGUCAAGUUUUGGUUUCAGUAUUCGAGGUGGUAGAGAAUUUAGCAUCCCAUUAUUUAUCUUAAAAUUAGCUGACGACGGUCCAGCAGCUAGAGAUGGAAGAAUGAGGCCUGGCGAUCAAAUAAUUGAAAUAAAUAAUCGAUCAACAUACGGUAUGACUCAUCAAGAUGCUAUUUCACUGAUUAAAGAUGGUGGAUUGUAUGUCAGAUUAUUAAUUCGAAAGACAAAUGCCCCACCACCAAGUCUUGAUGAAGUCAAAACAGCGAUGACCAGUCCAAUAUUAAAUUCAAAUGACUUAACUGCCUUGUCACCCUUACAAUCGAAUGGAUAUGGUCAUCAACAUCAUCCUCCUUUACCAUCCGGUUGGCAUAAUAUUAUGCCAUCUGUUCCAUCGCCAUUACCGAAACCUGAACGUGCUAUUAUUGGUUUUUUUCUUUACGUAGCAUCAUUAUUCUUAUUUGUUGUUUAUGUAUUAUGGGCCUAUAUACCCAAUCAAUGGUUAGAUUAUAUUGGUAUCACAUAUUAUCCUCAUAAAUAUUGGUCGAUUGUCUUUGCAUUACUAGUUAUUAUACUAAUAUUAUCAAUUGUAUUAUGUAAUUUUUGCAUCAAUAAUUUAUCAGUACCAUCGUUAGAUGAUUUUCGUUUAAUACAUGAUCGAUAUGUUCGAUUACCACCAUCAAAUUUAUUUCAAAAUGAUAUUGAUUGUAUUCCUCCAGUAUUUGACAUGGAAUUGAAAUAUGUUAAUCAUGUUCUUUAUUCAACAUCUUGA